Messenger RNA from Rotaria socialis, 1305 nucleotides. The record is from the annotation of a GenBank genome assembly. NCBI's taxonomy places the organism in Eukaryota, Metazoa, Rotifera, Eurotatoria, Philodinida, Philodinidae.
AUGGCGACAGGUUUUUCGAAAAAAAUAUCAAAUUUUAAAAAACAACACAACCGCAAUCGUCUCACAUUACCUCAAUUACUCGACGAGUCUCAACCAUAUGAACAACUAAGUCGUCUUUGUGAUGAUGAAUUAUCAGGACUGGGAAAGAAAAAUCAAUAUCUUUCAAAAAUACAAGGCUCACUCAUUGGUCUUGCUGUUGGUGACGCUCUCGGAGCAUCAGUUGAAUUUCGUCCACAUUCGUAUAUGGUAGCGAAUCCUGUGUCAGAUAUGACAAGUGGUGGUACAUGGAGUUUGAAUGCUGGCCAAUGGACUGAUGAUACAUCAAUGGCACUUUGUCUAGCUGCUAGUCUUAUUAGCAAAGGUGGCUUUGAUGCUUACGAUCAAUUAGUACGAUAUAAGCGAUGGUUUAGAAAAGGUUAUAUGUCUUCAACAGGUAUCUGUUUUGAUAUUGGCGCUUCAACACGUCAAGCAAUUAUUGAAUUUGAAACUCGUCAACAUCAAAGUGCUCAAAUAUUAAAAGAACAGCAAGGUUUUACUGUAAAAGAAGAUUGUUUAGACAAAGAAAUAGGAGAAAAACGUUCCGAACUUAAUUUUAAUACAGACUGUGGUAAGUCGGAUGCCGCAGGUAAUGGAGCACUGAUGCGUUUAGCGCCAAUACCAUUGUUUUAUUUUCGAUCAAUGACGGAAGCUGUUCAACACGCUGCGAAUAGUGUGAAAACUACACAUGGGGAUCAGAAAGCAAUUGAUGCUUGUCAAUUUUAUGGUGAACUAAUUUGGCAUGCUAUCAAUGGUGUAUCUAAACGUGAUCUAUUAUCUACAAAACUCUUUCAAAAAUAUUUAACAGGAAAUAUUGACAAAAAUCUCAUGGAAAUCAUUAAAGGUUCUUAUAAAAACAGACCAAAUGGAUACGACGAUGGUAUUCGUGGAAAAGGUUUCAUAUUAAAUUCACUUGAAGCUGCUUUAUGGGCAUUAUGCUAUGAUAACAAUUCUUUUGAGAAAGGUGUUCUCUUAGCCGUGAAUUUAGGUGAUGAUACUGAUACGACAGCUGCUAUUUACGGGCAGCUUGCUGGUGCUAUUUAUGGUAUCGAUGAAAUUCCAAAACGCUGGCGUGAUCAAUUAUUUCAAGCAAAUUUUCUUCUUACAUUAGCAAAUGGAUUGUAUGCUAAAGGAAAAAAUCUCAAUCUACAAAAACGAAAAUCAACUGCUAUUGAAGACGACGAAGAAAUUUCGUCAUCAUAUAAAACAAGACGUCAGGGCUCAAGCGACGGAAAAAAACAGCCUAAUAUCAUUCCCGAAUUUAGAUAA